Molecule: messenger RNA, 1199 nt
Organism: Limanda limanda (common dab)
Lineage: Eukaryota; Metazoa; Chordata; Actinopteri; Pleuronectiformes; Pleuronectidae
Exons: 4
Coding region: 60-1199 (379 amino acids)
Molecular function (GO): GTP binding
Source: RefSeq, a predicted model, not a curated record
GUAUGACAACGUCAGGCUAAGAAGAACCCGCAGCUGAACCGAAACUAACAGAGAACAACAUGGAGGCUGCAGAUAAGAAGAAGCUAAUGGACACCGGUGUGAUGGAGGCUGAGACGGAAGGUGAUGACUGUGACAUCAGCUGGAGCCAAGAGCUCAGGCUCGUCCUCAUUGGAAAAACAGGAAGUGGCAAGAGUGCAUCUGGAAACACCAUCUUGGGCCAGAGGCAGUUCAGGUCUCAGAUGAGCGGCAGCUCUGUCACAAAGAUCUGUGAGCUCGGGAGCGUCGUGCUCGCAGAGGAAGAGGCAGCCGAGGAGGAGGAGGAGGGCCAGGCUGUCACAGGGAGGAAGAUGAGGAGAGUCACAGUGCUUGACAUGCCAGGUUUUGGGGACACUCACCUCAGCAGGGAGCAGAUUAAUGACGAAAUAGCCAAGUGUGUGCGUCUCUCUGCCCCCGGGCCUCAUGCCUUCCUCCUGGUGGUGCCAUUAGGACGAUACACAGACGACGUGAACCAGGCUGUUAGUGAGAUGUCAAAGAUAUUUGGGGAGGAGGCACUCCGUCACCACACCCUGGUUCUUUUUACCAGAGGUGAUGAACUGAAGGGGAUGGGGAUUGAAGAGUUCCUGAAGACUGCGCCUCCCGGGCUCGAGGCUCUGAUUGACAGAGUAAAGAUCAUGGUAGCUGCUGUAGCCACAGGCAUGGCAAUCGGGGCAAUAGCAGGCCUACUAGUCCCUUUGGCGGCUGCAGGUGGGGCUUCCCUUGUGGGAAAUGUUGUCAUUGCAGCAGCAGCUUCGGGGAAAACGGCCCUGGCAGUGGGAGCAGCAGUAGGUGGGUUUGUGGGCGGUUCUAUGGGAGCCAUUGUUGGCACUGGGGCUGCCAGUCCAAUGGAGGGUGCUUUGGAUACUCUGGAGCAGGUUAGUGUCAUCGGGGGCUCUGCUGUGGUGUUGGCAGCAGGAGUUGGAGUGGCCAUGGGAGCUGGGGCUGCUGUAGGUGCAGCCAACGUGUCUGUAACUCAGGGUGGUUCAGCUCCCGCAGCACUGUCUACCACUGUAGCACCUCAGGGUGCAACAACUGGUAUUUUGGUUGAUACAGGCAAGGCUAUAGCAAGCGGUCUGAUGGGGGGUCUGGUAGUGAAGUGCAAUGACAACAAGAUAAAGAUAAAGAGCCUAAGGCUAGCCGAGGACAACAUUCGAGAGCACUGA